This is a messenger RNA of Guyanagaster necrorhizus, 1152 nucleotides long. RefSeq lists its product as uncharacterized. Bases 1 to 1152 code for a protein of 383 amino acids. The record is from RefSeq and is a predicted model, not a curated record. The transcript is spliced from 6 exons. Lineage: Eukaryota; Fungi; Basidiomycota; Agaricomycetes; Agaricales; Physalacriaceae.
AUGUUCGCCUUGCGCCGGGUCGCUGCCCUCGUUCUCGGCCAGGAUAACUCGACCCAAGGACUCCAUGCAGAACUCGAGGCAUCGGCAGUUCCAGUCACCAAUGCCCAGUGCAGGUCCUGUCCAGAUCCCUGCGAUGAAGGACACGAUAGUUUCCCCAAAUUUGAUGUGGAUAUGGAAUCGCAUAUGCUAGGUAGCGUGAAGCCAUACCGUCGGCAGCUCGUCAUCUCCACCGGGAAGAUCGACUGGGACAGGGAAGUCACCGACACCAAAGGUUCUUUCGCCGCCUUUCUCUCACAGGUCGAGCAUCGGAAGCUGCAUUCAUCACAUCCCCGGCGACCCAGUGUAACUGCCAUAUCUCGUUCACCCCCAAAUGAUUCGAUUCUUCUUCAAGAAAAAGUUUGCAGCAUCGUUUCUCCUCAUAAUCCUCUCCCCCCUCCCCCGCUGGCCUCUCACAGUACGUUUGGCGUGUUCAACGCUACAGAUUCGAAAAGGGUAUCAAUCCUGAAUGGCAGCCAUAACACUCUAUGUCACGAUCCAGACUAUGAGACGAUUCUCGUUUUUCCCGAUUACAAAUUGGUGACAGGGGUUCCACGAUCCAUCGAAGGAGCGCAGAACCUAUGGAACAUCUGUAUCGACCCGGAGCUCGGCCGUGCUGGUGGGGUCCCUGAGAAGAGUCCGUUUAAUUCUUGGGUUAUACCCUAUUCUUGUGUGAUCCUUCUCUGCUCGCAUAAAAAACGUGACAAGCGAUGUUCCAUUGCCGCAGCAAAGCUCGAGCAUGCGUUUACACAGACCCUUGAAUCCAAAGGCUGGACGGUAGAUACGCAGUUGGAGCACCCGAUGGACGAGCCGCUAGAGGAUUUCGUUGGGUCGCCCGAGGAACAGGAGGAGAAUAUUAUUCGGCGGUUGCAAAAGCUUCAGGAUGCGAAAAAGGCGCUGAUUAUACGCAAUUCACAUAUUGGGGGCCAUCGAUAUGCAGGGAAUUGUAUCAUUUACACUCCGCAGGGAGCCGGUGUAUGGUAUGGCCGCGUGUCGACGCACGAGGUUGAUUCGAUUGUGGCGAAUACGAUUGAGGACGGGUUGGUUCUGCCCAAGCUGCUCCGUGGAGGCGUGAAUAUCUCACGGCCGGGUUGUAACAACUUGCAUGAUUGGUGA